Molecule: messenger RNA, 707 nt
Organism: Klebsormidium nitens
Lineage: Eukaryota; Viridiplantae; Streptophyta; Klebsormidiophyceae; Klebsormidiales; Klebsormidiaceae
Source: the annotation of a GenBank genome assembly
AUGAACACUUCCCGAGAUUCAUGCUACAGGUGGCAACGACCGGGGGAUUUGGCGCUCAACGGGUUCGACAAACGGCACUCUGUUUUCACGUGGGGAACCACAUGGGCGUGGGCAUGGAACAUAGGGUGGGCCUACUCGCUUGCGCUAGCGGUUCCUCCACAGGGGGGCCCAAAGGCGGAGAGAUUCUUCCCCAAGAAGAGCCUCGGGCAUCCCUGGCGGUUCUACCAGUGGUACAAGGCGACGCCAUGGGCCUUCCUCCAAGAAGUGUUCCGAGCGGAAUUCAUAUCCGGUCUGUCGCCGCCUGCUGCCCAAGAAUACCACGCUCAGCUGGUGCAGUAUGCCGCCAAUGAACCAAGGCUCCAAGCAGCAAGGCUCCAAGCAGCAAAAUGGUACAGACUUGCGCUCCAACAGCUUGCCAAGCGGGGUGAGGAAGAGGGUUCUCUGCCCGAUAUGGCCGAGAGCGGAGAGCCCCAGGACGCAGUGACUGUGACUGCGGUCGGGGGAGCGGCCCCUCAACCGGGUCAACAUGACAAACGUAAAGCUCCGGAGACUGGCAGCACUGAGAGUGCGGUCGAAGGAGCGGCCCCUCAACUGGGUCAACACAGCAAACGGAAACCUCGGGAGACUGGCAGAACUGAGAGUGCGGUCGAAGGAGCGGCCCCUCAACCGGGUCCACAAAGUAAACGCAAACCGCCCGAGGCUGGCAG